AUGUGUGAUGUUGUUACUUUAAACCUGAAAGGCAAACAAGGCAAAUGUAUCGAAGUUUCAGCUCUUUGUUUCGAGAAAAUCUGUUCACCUAUACCUACCAAGCUUGAUAAAUAUCCACAUUUGAGGGGAUUGGAUCUUGCUGAUUCCUCUCUCGCUGAGAACAGUCAUGAUGAAAUCAUUGUAAUUGGGGAAAUUGUAAGAGGAGAAGGUGGUCCAGUGGCUGUUAACAGUAAAUUUGGAUGGGUUCUCUCUGGGCCAUCGAGAGACACUGGAAAAAAUAACAAUGCAACAUUAUCGCACUUAGUAAUUGACGAGAAGAACCUGCAACAUAAUCUAUUGCCCGGCAGCAUCAAACGAGAUGAUAACCUGACGGAUAGUCUUCAAAGAUUCUGGGAUACCGAAUCGAUUGGUAUCAAGAAUGAUACGUUUAGUGAAACCCAGCCGACGGAAUUUCUACCCGAGAUACAUUUUGAUAAAGGUGAAGGAAGAUAUGAAGUUAAUCUGCUUUGGAAACAGGAAUGUUUUCCAAAGUCAACAGGAUAUGGUAUGUGUAUCAACAGAUUGCGACAACUGAAACAAGUCAUUCACCAGCAAAUAGACAGUGGUAUCAUUGAAUCAGUACCACAAGAAGACGACAACGAAGGAUAUUACUUACCAUAUCAUGGGGUGUUGAAGUCCGAGAGUGAGAGACUACGAAGCUACGAGUGGUUUUCGAUGGAUCAGCAAGACCAGAUAUAG
This is a messenger RNA of Paramuricea clavata, 738 nucleotides long. The record is from the annotation of a GenBank genome assembly. Lineage: Eukaryota; Metazoa; Cnidaria; Anthozoa; Malacalcyonacea; Plexauridae.